UUUAUGUGUACACACGUUGACAUGGCACCCGAUUACGCGGGCACUCUCAUGGGCAUAACUAAUAGUCUGGGUAACAUACCAGGGUUCCUCGCCCCGAUCGUGGCCAACGCUUUUACUACAAAUAAUAACACACUGCAGGGCUGGUCGUAUGUGUUUUACUUGACGGCUGCCAUUUAUGCAUUCACUUCAUUGGUGUACAUAAUCUUCGCGUCCGCACAGAACCAGAAGUGGACAGAAAGUCCUGACAAUGACAUCAGUGAUGAUAAUCUUAAGGAGCGUUCAAAUGGUUUAUAUCAUACCGGAGCCAAAGAUAAUAAUUCGUUUGUUACGGAUUAGCAAACCUUUUACUAGG
Messenger RNA from Oppiella nova, 352 nucleotides. Lineage: Eukaryota; Metazoa; Arthropoda; Arachnida; Sarcoptiformes; Oppiidae. The record is from the annotation of a GenBank genome assembly.